AUGGAAGUGAAUGAAGUGCGUCCAGAGUUUACGGAUCUUCUUCACCGUGCAGGUCGUCUGUCGGCGCAGGUUGAACCAAGCGACAGCGGUAAUCCGCCGAAGCAUUCACAGACGAUUUUGGAGGUUCUAGAAGAGGGAGACGUGCUGUUUAAGAAAAUUGUCGUACCAUCGGUUACGAAUGAAACUGUCAACAAGAAAACAGAUUUACUUUUGGAAUCGGAAGGUCUGACAUUUCCAAAAUACUGGAUGCCAUAUUCAAAAUCAUCGAAAGUCAUGGAAUAUGGCGGAGUUGGAGAGCAAGAAGAUGUAGAAGAGCGAGAACCACUUACUGGGUUCCAGCGAUUCCUGAAAAGUCGUCGAGAGUUCUAUCUCAGCCAAUUUCUUGAGGAAGUUUUUGAGGCUGAGUCGAAUAAGACACGACAAAACUUCUGGAAAGAUAUACAUUCUGAUUGGGAAAGGCAGGAACAGGCGUUGGUGAAUUGGCUUCCGAGAAUAACAUCUCAGAUAGAAGAAAGCCGCAUGGCUUAUUUCAAACCAGCUGAUGCAACAUCGCCUACCCAGAUGUCCGUUUUGCAGCGCAUGUUCGCUGACGAGGUUAUCAGCUAUGUGGAGGCAAGUUUUCAGCCCGGUGGUAAUGGGUUUUUACUGCCGAAGUUUAUGGGGACAGUCAGCGCUGCAGAAGACAAGCAGGGAUUAAAAAUUUGGCGUCAAGUGAACAUGUUGUCAGACAUUCGCCUCAGUGCUCACCAGUCGUUGUUUCAGCAACGAGCGUCGUCCAAAUUUGCC
This is a messenger RNA of Soboliphyme baturini, 786 nucleotides long. The record is from the annotation of a GenBank genome assembly. NCBI's taxonomy places the organism in Eukaryota, Metazoa, Nematoda, Enoplea, Dioctophymatida, Soboliphymatidae.